Messenger RNA from Amaranthus tricolor (Joseph's coat), 2558 nucleotides. RefSeq names its product zinc finger CCCH domain-containing protein 64. Gene Ontology annotation, biological process: mRNA splicing, via spliceosome. Gene Ontology annotation, cellular component: post-mRNA release spliceosomal complex. Lineage: Eukaryota; Viridiplantae; Streptophyta; Magnoliopsida; Caryophyllales; Amaranthaceae. The transcript has 10 exons. The record is from RefSeq and is a predicted model, not a curated record. Bases 61 to 1887 code for a protein of 608 amino acids. Gene Ontology annotation, molecular function: metal ion binding; RNA lariat debranching enzyme activator activity.
AUUUUCGCGAUUCUCACACGAUCUAGACUCUAGUCUCUAGUGUCUACUGUCGAGUCUCUAAUGGGUUCUUCUCCGCCCCGCAUUCUUCUCUCCGGAGACGUCUAUGGCCGCCUCUCUCUGCUUUUCAAACGCGUUGUCUCGGUAAACAAAUCAGCAGGACCCUUCGAUGCUUUGUUUUGCGUGGGUCAAUUCUUCCCGGACUCAACACAACAACUGGAGGAAUUUAUGGAAUACAUUUCGGGGCAACGAGAUAUCCCUAUACCCACCUAUUUUAUCGGUGAUUAUGGCGUUGGUGCACCUAAAGUUCUUUCUACAGUAGUUAGAGACCCUGCUAAUCAAGGGUUUAUGAUGGAUGGUUUAAGGGUUUGUCAUAAUUUGUUUUGGUUGAAAGGCGGUGGAAAAUUCACAAUUUUUGGGUUGUCUGUGGCAUACUUAUCUGGUAGGCAAUCAGCAAGCGGACAACAAUUUGGAACAUAUAGUCAGGACGAUGUGGAUGGUUUGAGGGCAUUAGCUGAGGAUCCUGGAAUUUUUGACUUGUUUCUGACUAAUGAAUGGCCUAGUGGGGUUACAAAUAUGGCUGCAGCCAAUGAUAUACCCCCUGGAAUAUCUGAUUCUCUUGGUGGUGAUUCUACUGUAGCAGAGUUGGUAGCAGAGAUUAAGCCUCGCUAUCACAUUACAGGUUCAAAGGCGGUCUUCUAUGCUCGUGAACCAUACUCUAAUGUUGAUGCUGUGCAUGUAACCCGUUUCUUUGGCCUUGCUCCCGUAGGAAAUAAAGAGAAGCAGAAAUUUCUGCAUGCAAUUUCUCCAACUCCAGCCUCAACGAUGUCAGCAAUAGAAAUAAGCAACAAACCUCCCAAUACAACUCCGUCUCCAUACAAAGUUGUUGAUAACACACCUAGCCGAGUGACGACCAAAAGACCAGGUGACAGUACUCUUGAAGAGCAAUAUUGGCGUUAUGAUGUGAAAAAACAAAAGCAAGGGGAUGGUAAUACAGAAAAGCUGUGUUUUAAAUAUUUGUCAUCUGGUACAUGCCCUCGAGGAGACAAUUGUCAUUUUCGGCAUGAUGAUGAAGCAAGAGAGCAAUAUGCUAGAGGAGUAUGUUUUGAUUUUCUUAACAAAGGAAAAUGUGAAAGGGGUCCUGAGUGUCACUUUAAGCAUAGCUUAGUUGAAGAAGGUGAAAGUAUUACCAAUAGGAGAUCCCGAUCUCAAAAUGCAAGCGCUAACAGGUCACGAGAAUGCUGGUUUUGUUUGUCAAGCCCCAGUGUGGAGUCCCAUUUAAUCAUUUCUGUUACAGAACACUUGUACUGUGCAUUAGCAAAAGGUCCACUGGUUGAUGAUCAUGUGCUGUUAAUACCAGUGGAGCAUUCUCCAAAUACUUUGUCUCUACCUUCAGAUUGUCAAAAAGAACUCCAUAAGUAUCAGAGCUGUCUUCGAAUGUUCGGAAAAACUCAAAGGAAAGAGUUCAUUUUCUUUGAGUUGAUAUCUAAACGGAGCACUCAUGCUAAUCUCCAGGCACUUCCUAUCCCACAGUCCAAAGCAUCUUCUGUGAAAAGCAUAUUCAACUUGGCUGCUAAAAAAUUGGGAUUUGAUUUUGAGGCAAUUAUGGGUGAUGAUGUUUCUGAAGCAAGAGAAUUGUUGAAAGCAAGGUUUGAUGGAGUAUCCGGGUUUUUCUACGUGGAGCUUCAUGAUGGAACUAUACUGGGACAUACUAUAGAUGAGAAUGAAAACUUCCCUGUUCAAUUCGGUCGUGAGGUAAUGGCCGGCCUGCUCAAAAUGCCCGAUAAGGCUGACUGGAGGAAUUGUAAGCUUAGCAAAGACGAAGAGGCGAAAUUGGUGGAAGAUUUUAAGUUGCAAUUCAAGAAUUUUGAUCCCAGUGAAGAUGCCUGAUUUGGAGCUUAGAAUAGCAUCUUGAAGAUGCACAAUACCGUAGGCUUAGAAGGCACAUCGGUCAUUCGUAUCUUCAAAAUUAGAUCUCAUUGAUCUUUCUUCAAUAUUCGUGCUUGGGCAUCUUCAACUCCCAUGCUUUCAGUACAGAUGGCUUUCUAAUGUUCACAUGUACGAGUAUCAGAUAUCCUUGUUGCUGCCUUCCGCAUUUGUUGGAAUAUGUGCACCAUGAAAGCGGCACUGCUCUUAAGUCGUCGUUGAUUGCUGCGACUGAGCUUGGACUGUAACCUUCAUUCAUUUUACGUGUUCAUCGAAUCAAUUUGAUAGAAAUAUAUGGCGUUGGCUUGCAGUAGACUUGAUUUACUAGCUGAGUUUUGUUUGUAUUUUUCCAUGAUCUAAUACUGUAGCGUGAAAGAAUAUUUUUUUUGAAAUUGUUGUGAGAACUGAGAAGAAUUGUAAGGGUUUCCCAUAAAGAUGGAACAAUAAUUUAACUAAAUUAACUAACACCAUAUAUGCCUAAUUGCGUUAACAUUGCUGUUCACGUGUAAAAAUAUAUUGUAGAUUUUAACUUCUUUUGGAAUAUAGGGUAGGAUGAGAGAAAGUGAGAGUUAGAUGAGAUUCGAACUUAAGACUAUGUCUGAAAAAAGAGGUAUUUGUUUUCAAGGAAAUUCAUA